This is a messenger RNA of Chlorella variabilis, 2442 nucleotides long. RefSeq lists its product as hypothetical. The record is from RefSeq and is a predicted model, not a curated record. Bases 1 to 2442 code for a protein of 813 amino acids. NCBI's taxonomy places the organism in Eukaryota, Viridiplantae, Chlorophyta, Trebouxiophyceae, Chlorellales, Chlorellaceae. The transcript is spliced from 6 exons.
AUGUCGUCCACGCAGCCCGUCGACGCCAGCCCAAAUAGCAAAGCCGCACUGUGGCGCAUCAACACCGAGCUGCGGCAGAGCAACCAGCAGCUAGAGCGAGAGCUGCAGAGCCUGCGCCAGGUCGAGGCCUUGCGGCGCCUGACCCGCUCCUCGUCGGGCUUGAGCAGCCGGCGCAGCUCCAUGCAUGCCAUGGCAGCAGAAGCGAGCCAGGAGAAGGUGGCCGGGUUGGAGGUGGCACUGCAGGAGGCCCUGGCAGAGGCGGAGGCGAGCCAGGAGAAGGUGGCGGGCCUGGAGGCGGCCCUGCAGGAGGCCAGGGCGGAGACGGCUGUGGCCCAGGCUGGGAUAGCCGUGCUGUCAAAGAAGCUGCACAGCGCUCAAGCGGAAGCAGAGGAGCUGCUAGGGCUUCUGGGAGCUGCCCAGGACGGCUUCGCGGCAGCACAGGAGCUGCUGGCCGCCAAGCAGGUGCAGGUGCAGGCCCUGGCGCUAGAGGCAGAGGAGGGGCGCGCCGAGGCGAUGGGGCUGCGGAAGGAACUGGAAGCGGGCAGGGCAGCGCUGGAGGCUGCCCAGCAGCAGCUGGCGAAGCGGCAGCCUGAGGAAAGCCAAGCGGUAGGUGCCAGUACCCUGCCGGAUGCAGCGCCUGUGCUGCCGGCAGCAGAAGCCUCUACGCCCAGCACGUCGCGCCCCUGCUCGCGGGCCGAGUACGCCCAGCACCAGACGGCGGCCCCCCUGGAACAGAUCAUCACGCAGGUCUUUAGCGUGGUGCUACCGCCGGCAGAAGGCGGAGAGCAGGGCCAGGACCUGGUGCGCUCGCUGCAAGAGCGGCUGGCAGCUGCAGAGGCUGAGAUAGCAGAGCAGCUGGCAGCCAAGGAGGAGGCGCAGCAGCUGCUGGGCAUGCAGGCGGCGCAGCUGCAAGCUCUGCGUUGUGAGCGCGAGCUGCUUCAGGAGCAGGCGGUGUCGUUGCAGCAGGAGGCCUCAGGCAUUGCCAAGGACCGCUUGCUGCGCGGCAGCGUAGAGGUGCUGCCAAUGGAGCGCUCCCCCAGCCGCACCCUCACCCAGCGCGUCAAGGAGCUGCUGAGCCCUCGGCGCCAGUCCCCCAGCCGCAGCGGCAGCAGCCUCAGCAUGGCUGCUGGCAGUGGCAGCCACCCUGCCUCGCCCACGGCAAUGCCUAUGGUGGCCGAGGGCGGCGAGUCACCUCUACAGGGCAGUGCUUUUGGCCUUGACGGACUAGCCAGCUGGGAGCUGCGGCGAUGCCAGCAGCAGGUGGAGGCGCUGCAGGGUGCGCUGCAGGCCAAGGAGGCAGAAAGGCAAGUGCAGAAGAUGUGGCGCGAGCGCCUGGGGAGGCAGCAGGCGCAGGCAGAGGCGGUGGAGCUGCGGAUCAAGGUGUCGGAGCACCAGGCUGCUGCGGGUAGCAGCUUGAGCGAUGCGGGGCUAGAUGAGGCGGUAAUGGAGUCCCUGGAAAGGGAGAUGAAGAGGGGCGACCACUUGGCAGACGAGCUGAGGAGGCACAAGGUGCACCAGCUGAAGCUUCAGAAGCGCACCGAGCAGCUUGAGUACCAGCUCGCUGAAUACAACACCCUGCUGAUCGCUGCCGAGGGGGUGGACCAGCUGCCCCGCCUGAGCGGCAGCCCAUCAAGCAGCAGGCAGGCCGGUUCCCCCAAGCACGCAGGCUCCUCGCCUGUGAGGAUGGCCAUCGCGGCAGUACAGGCCAGGAAGGCUGGCGAGGAGGCGGCGGCGCUGCGGGAGCAGCUCAAGGUGGUGCAGGCCGAAGCUGCCAGCUUGCGCAGGGAGGGCAGCCCGGCAGUCGGGGACGCAAUGGCGGCGUUAUCUGCGCUGCUGCACGGCUUCAGCAUGCACUCGGAAGGAGUGUCCAGCAGCCGCGUUUCGGUGCGGUCCCCUCAAGGCAGCGAGAACGGCGGGGGCGCCGGAAGUGUGAUGAGCACUGCAGCACAGGUGGCCCUGGCGCUGCCCGAGGGUGGAGGGGCCGCGGAGAAGCAGUCCGACCCUCUGGACAUCAGCAGCCUGCUGCCGCUAGGAGACAGCGAGGAUGAGAGCGGCAGGGCGGCGCAGGUGGGCGGCGCAGACCGCAAGCGUGGCUCCGCAAGUGCUGCCGCCGGCGCACGCAUGGAGCGCCAGUCCUCCUCGGCAUCCAAGUCCAGCACAGGCAGUGGCAGGAUCCCUGCCGCGCGUCAGAAGCAGGGGCCAGCUGAAGACGCUCUGCGUGCGUCCUUGCCAGACAGCCUGCCGGGAAGCCGCAGGAGCCAGACCCGCAUCCCUGCGCCACCAGCCACCGCCCGCGAUUCGAGCAGCCCAGCUCGCAGCAGUCCUUGGAAGAGCAGCCCCGCCAAAGGCAGUCCCAGCAAGGGCGGCAAGGGGGGGCUGAGGAAGCUGGUGCUGCCCUGCGGGCGCCUGAAUGCAACCCUAAGCAGCGGCGAUGGUGCCUAA